AUGAAGGAGGUCCUCUACGUCCAAGCCGGGUCGUUCGCCAACUACAUCGGCACCCACUUCUGGAACACGCAGGAGAGCUACUUCACCUACGGGCUGGAUAAGGACUCGGAUGUGGACCACGACGUGUCAUUCCGGGAGGGUGUGACGUUGCAGGGAGAGGCUACGUUCUGUCCACGGCUGCUGCUGUUCGAUCGCAAAGCGAAUUUUGGCAAUGUCUCGGCUACGAGCGGACUAUAUGGAUACGACGAGGAUGAGACGGACGACGCCCCAGCGCCCCUCUGGAGCAGCACCGUCGCGGAAUACCGCCAAACCCGUAUUCCACCAAGCACAUAUCACGCGCAGCUGGACGCCGAAGCUGCAGAUGCGGGAGAGCAGGCGGCAAACAGGAGGGAAAACGAGGCACAGAAGCAUGAACCCCAGCCACCCAGAGUCGUCCCAUCGGACGUGCGCUACUGGUCGGAUUAUAGCCGCGUGUUCUUCCAUCCACGCACGAUACAGAAGCUGCCAGACCGUGCGGAGUGGGAGGAUGCCGAAGGAGACUGGGGGGCAUCGCGGGAGGCGUUUGGAAGGUACGAUGCGGAUACAGACGUCAUGGAGGAGGCCUUCCGGCCAUUUGUCGAAGAGUGUGAUACGGUUCAGGGGAUACAAGUGAUGCACGAUACCGCUACAUUUGGCGGGUUUACGGACUCGCUUCUGACAGUCAUCCGUGAUGAUUUCCCAAAGCUGCCCUGUCUGGCGUUCCCACUGCUCUCGGGCGCGACCCCAGGAUCUUUCGAUGUAGAGGACGCACUGAGCUUUCGACGGGCGAUCAACGACGCGCUCUGCCUACGGAGUUUGGACAGCCUCUCUACGCUGACCGUGCCGAUCCAGUCCCCAUCGACAUGGGCGCCGGGGGACUGGCUGGGCGGCAUCAACUUGAACCGCACUAGCUUGUAUCACACGUCCGCGAUUGUGUCUGCGCAUAUUGAGAGCGCAACUCUGCCCGUUAGGUUGAAAGGGAGCAUGGACGACCUUUCCAGCAUGUGUGAGCGGUUCAGCUUGGGCGGGGGCGUCCGCUUUGCCCACCUUUCUGGCGUGUUUCCGUUUUCAUCAUCGCUUGUCCCAACUCGGGACUUUGACAUCAGGACUUAUGACUUUUCUGUGAGCCCUUCGAAUGGUACCGGUACUCUGGAUAAAUAUGAUCCGACGGAAUUCACGAAAAUCUAUGUCUCGAGAGGCUUCUCGGGUAUCGAGAGAAGACAGUUCGAUCAGUGGGCGGAACAGCGGCGGCCAGUACCCUACAGCAUUCACUCCCCCGCCUACCCGCUCCCCAGCUCCUUCCCCCGCUUCUUCACCCCUCCACCGCCCACACCGCCGCCCUCGAUGCGCACUCUCGCUGCGCUGAGCAGUACUACACGUACGGCGCAUCUCUUUGCCAGCCACGCGGCGCUCGUCACGCUUGGCGCGGCACGGCACGCGGACGUGCUGGCGGGCAUGGGCCUGGAGUUGGACGAGGUGCGUGAGCUGCGGGACGCGCUGUGGGUGCUUUGUGAUGCGUGCGCGGGCGGAGAGGAAAGGGAUGUGGAGAUGGGGGAGGAUGAGGAGUAA
Messenger RNA from Sparassis crispa, 1587 nucleotides. Its product is annotated as Protein dml1. The record is from RefSeq and is a predicted model, not a curated record. The transcript is spliced from 11 exons. Gene Ontology annotation, cellular component: cytoplasm. Lineage: Eukaryota; Fungi; Basidiomycota; Agaricomycetes; Polyporales; Sparassidaceae. Gene Ontology annotation, biological process: mitochondrion distribution. The coding region runs from base 1 to 1587 and encodes 528 amino acids.